CAUCUAAAAUCCUCUCGUUCCAGUAUCCAUCUCAUCGUCAUGUUUACCAGAUGCUUCUUGCCUCAUUGCCCAUGCAAAUCUAUGAGCCCACACGACGCCAUCGUCAUAGAUGUUGAGCCCAGCGCUGUUGUUAACGCGCAAGAUGCUGAGGGAGAAACCCUAGUCUAUCACUGCUCCUGGGACAUCCAACAUUCUCCCUGCGGAAUGUUCAUCGAAGGCACUCCCAGAGAUAUCCUCUCCCAUCUUCGGGAACGCCACGGCAUCGUACACAAUGCCGAAGAGGACCUCGGAUGCCGCUGGAGCCCAUGCUCGAUGGACAGAGCUCUUAAAAUGUGUAGUAUCGCGAGGCACAUCGCGAGACAUCUGGGUAUCCAGUACAGGUGCUCGCGAUGUGAACUCACGGCUCGCGACGAUGUCGUUCGAGACCAUAUUAGAAGGACCCCUGGCUGUGCUAACGCUGCAGUCCAGAUGGUUCCUGGCUCAGGAGCUCGGCGGAUAGUCUCAGCAUGACUUUUUGCACUUAGAGCGUAGAUUUUUGACUUUUAACCGAAGAUAUACCUUUGUUACUAUAUGCGUACCAUACUACGUUAGUACUUACUUACGAAUGCCGCAUGGCUGGGGCGUCGUAAAGGCGUGU
Molecule: messenger RNA, 637 nt
Organism: Suillus clintonianus
Lineage: Eukaryota; Fungi; Basidiomycota; Agaricomycetes; Boletales; Suillaceae
Exons: 2
Coding region: 40-510 (156 amino acids)
Source: RefSeq, a predicted model, not a curated record